GUAGGUAGGAGGACAGACGUGACCUACCAAUUGAAGACAACUCAUAAUGACAUGUAUACACACACUGAAGUGAAGGGGAGUACAGGUCAAGUAGACUGUAACAGACACACAUAAACACACAGGCGUAUGACCUGAUCAUUUAUUUAUAUAAACGUUAGUUCACCCUUUUUUCUUAAAAAAACGUUUGGAUAACAUUCGCAUUACAAAUAACUUAGGCUCACAUAUUAUAAUACAAUACAAUGCGUGAAAUCGUUCAUCUUCAAGUUGGCCAGUGCGGUAAUCAAAUUGGAUCGAAGUUUUGGGAGGUGAUUUCUGACGAACACGGGAUUGAUCCAACAGGAGCAUACCAUGGAGAUUCAGAUCUGCAGUUGGAACGUAUUAAUGUUUACUACAAUGAAGCGGCAGGAGGCAAAUACGUGCCACGUGCGAUAUUAGUCGAUUUGGAGCCAGGAACAAUGGACAGUGUUCGUGCGGGUCCAUUCGGUCAAUUGUUUCGACCAGACAAUUAUGUUUUCGGGCACAGCGGUGCUGGAAAUAAUUGGGCUAAAGGCCACUACACAGAAGGCGCCGAACUCGUCGAUUCAGUGUUGGAUGUGAUGCGUAAGGAGGCAGAGAACACGGAUUCCCUUCAAGGUUUCCAGUUGACUCAUUCACUUGGUGGUGGAACGGGUUCAGGUAUGGGAACACUGUUGAUCUCGAAAAUCCGUGAGGAAUAUCCCGAUCGAAUAAUGAACACAUUCUCUGUUGUCCCGUCUCCUAAGGUGUCAGACACCGUCGUCGAACCAUACAAUGCCACACUGUCCGUCCACCAACUCGUCGAGAACACUGAUGAGACAUUCUGCAUUGACAACGAAGCACUCUACGAUAUAUGCUUCAGGACGCUGAAAUUAACCAACCCGACAUACGGCGAUUUGAAUCACUUGGUGAGUGCGACGAUGUCGGGAGUGACAACGUGUCUGCGAUUCCCUGGUCAGCUGAAUGCCGAUCUACGCAAACUGGCUGUGAAUAUGGUGCCAUUCCCACGUCUUCAUUUCUUCAUGCCUGGUUUCGCCCCACUCACUAGUCGUGGGAGUCAACAAUACCGUGCACUCACGGUUCCUGAACUCACACAACAGAUGUUCGACGCGAAGAAUAUGAUGGCUGCAUGCGAUCCAAGAAAUGGACGUUACUUGACUGUGGCUGCCAUCUUCCGUGGUCGCAUGUCAAUGAGGGAAGUUGAUGAGCAGAUGUUGAAUGUGCAGAAUAAGAACUCGAGUUAUUUUGUUGAGUGGAUUCCGAAUAAUGUGAAGACAGCAGUUUGCGAUAUUCCACCGAGAGGCCUGAAAAUGUGUGUCACUUUCAUCGGUAACACCACAGCUAUGCAAGCACUGUUUAGAAGAAUCUCUGAGCAGUUCACUGCGAUGUUUAGACGUAAGGCAUUCCUACACUGGUACACCAGUGAGGGUAUGGAUGAGAUGGAGUUCACUGAGGCUGAAUCCAAUAUGAAUGAUUUGGUGAGUGAAUAUCAGCAAUACCAGGACGCAACGGUUGACGAUGAGAAUGACUCUGAUAUUGAAGGGCUUGAAGUAUCCUGAACAUUAACUGUUAACCUCCUCCAAUAUUAGUCCGACUGCAUGUCGACUGUUUAAAUCCACUGCUUUGUUGUUGUAGUUUCUUCAUUGUCGUUGUGUUGUAAAUGACCAUUGGCUUUAAUUUACUCGUUGUCUCGAUUUCCUCUCGAAGCGUUAUUUACACCACAACUGAAUAUUUAACUGUCUGACACAUUAAUUCUGUGUGCACUGGAUUUCUUUCAAUGUUCUCUGUGUUGUCGUCAUUCUUUUUUCUCUCUCAUAACAUGAUUUACCGAAUAAACUCUUCUGCUCAAAA
Messenger RNA from Trichobilharzia szidati, 1866 nucleotides. Lineage: Eukaryota; Metazoa; Platyhelminthes; Trematoda; Strigeidida; Schistosomatidae. The record is from the annotation of a GenBank genome assembly.